AUGCUAAGCUCAACAACAGUCCGUACACAUCUAUCUUCUUUCGAACAUUGGUGCAUCGCUUGCUUGAUAACUAACACAUCUUUUGCGAAUUCUCACCUUGCGAGCCUGUGUGCUUCGCCACGUGAGGCCGGGCCAGUUGCACGCGAAGCGGCCAUGGCGCCAGACAUCCACAUGACAGAUCUUGAGCAGCGGCGAAUUCUCCAACAGAGGACGCUGCAUGGUCACCGGUGUCGGAUGACCUUCUACGAUGCCUACCUGGAUGUGCUUGACAAAGCCAAGCAAGACGCGAAUUACUGGGCGGCAACGGUGCACGGCAAAGAGCUACGGCUUGUGAAAGUUUCCUGCGGCUUCUUCAGAGAGGAGAUCCCCAUGUUUGAGCGCUUCCGCUACCGAAUGCUGUGGCUUGUUGAGUGGAGUGUUUUCGAGAACUUCGUCAUCAUCCUGAUCAUUUGUAACGCCUUGGUCAUGGCACAUCCUGUUGCAUACGACGAGGCAAGUCAGCCCAGAGGUGUACAGAACACCUACUUUGUGUUUGAAACCCUGGUCUCGGCUGUUUUCACCAUCGAAUGCACAUGCCGGAUUAUUGCCCAGGGCCUUUUUUUCGGCGAUGCUCCGAACCCGUGCUACUUGAAAGAGCCCUCCAACUGGAUAGACAUGAUGGUGGUCAUUUUUACUUUUGUGGAGCCCUUCGCUGCAGAAGUGAUUUCCGAACAAGACUUGAGGACGAUGAGAGUCCUCCGCAUUUUCCGGGUCUUCCGAGUCAUUAGGGGGAUGACCUUCUUGCCACGCUUGAGGACCAUAGUACAGGCUCUUUCAAAGAGCUUGUACCGCCUCUGGAUCUCGUCCCUUGCGAUUACCUUCACCCUGAUCGUGGUCAGCAUGGCUGGGACAGAUCUCUUUGGAGAUGUUUAUUGGAGGCGCUGCCGGCUUUCUGAAGAGCCCUACCUUGUGAACGGCACCUUGGUUUGGCCCCUGGACCCAAGUCAACCGCGCUUCUGCGGUGGCCGCUACGAGUGUGUACCAACACCAUCCGGUGCUGCGACCUACUGUAGGUCUCCAGUGAGUACGGACACGGGGCCACUUCCCGGCUACAAUCCGUGGCCAGAGCUCUUCGAGAAUCCCCUGGCUGACUAUGGCUUCACGGGGUAUCAGACCUUGUGGAGCGGCCUCCUGACGACUUUUCAGGUGGUGAACAUUGACGGCUGGGUCAGCCUGAUGCACCGCUUCGAGGAUGCCAAGUGGCCCGGCCUGACCAUUCCCUUCUUCAUCCUGUUGAUGCUCUUUGGAGGCUUGAUCCUGAUGAACUUGGUGUUGGCGAUACUUUGGCAUUCCUUUGACACGACCGUGCAAGAGGACCGAUCUGAGCUGGGAGACAGCAAGUUGAAGAUGGAGGCCAAGCGCAUGAAUCCGAAGCCGGUGAUCACACCAGACAUUCAGCAGAUGCCCCUGCAUGCCCUUGUCUGGCACCCAGACAUGACAGUCAAGCGAGGAGGCUGCGUAUGGCAAGCUAUCGGUCAUGUUGUCCAAAUUUCCAGCAGCAAGGUAAGUUCAGUCCAGCAGUUGGAGGCGCUUUUUAUUCUUCCUGGCCAACAGGGCUUCCCCUCGACUGCUCUGAAGGUCGAGCUGGCAGCUGCCCAGGCCUUUCAAGUGCUGGAUACGGACCGAGCUGCGGUCGAUGGGGCUCAAGAAUAUUUGCUACAGCAUGAUCACCAGUCCUUGGUGUUCUCACGAGUGAUGAAUUUCAUCAUUCUCUUCAAUGCGCUCUGCAUGUGCUUUGACAUCUAUCCCCCUUACGAUGACACGGUGCUCCUCAUCCUGGACAACAUAAACUUCUUGUGUUCUGUCAUCUUCUUCUUCGAGGUGUGCAUCAAGAUCAUGGGGGUGGGUGUGUCCUUCUUUGAAGACAACGGCAACAGGUUUGAUUUUCUCCUGGUCAUGCUGUCUGUGGUCGAGCUCUUCCUCAGCGGAGGGUCUGCACUGUCUGCCCUGAGAACGGCAAGACUCUUGCGAAUCUUCCGAAUGAUCCACAUGAGCAUGAACUUCCGAAUCCUUCUGAUGGUGUUUCAAAAGGCCUCGUGGGGGGCUUUGCAAGACCGCCGUGACGAAAGACUCUUUGUUCUGCGAAAGGCAGUGACGCCCACCCUCUACUUCUCCAUGAUCGUUAUUCUGCCGAUGCCCGAGAAAAUCGGGGGGAGAGCUUGUGACUUGGCGGUGGAAGCGAUGAGAUGGGCGCAGCACGAGGUUUCUGUACUGCUCCUGCUUGUUGAGAGCGGCAAGCUCGGCCUGGGUUUCGAGUCCUUGGCCAUGGGCUUCCUGACAUCUCUGGCAAUCUUCUCCGGAGACGGCUGGCUCGACAUCACCACCAACCAGAUCCACGGCAAGGACAAUCAGCUCUUCGGAUUUUUCUAUUUCUUGCUCACCUUUGCGUGCAGUCCCCAGUGGCUCGGCAAGGCCGUCUUGAAGAAUUUGCUGCUGGGCAUCAUUGCCGCCGAGUUUACGGUGGCACGAGACAUCAUGAAACAGGACUUUCGGCUCAGAAUGGCCAUUGCCAGAGCAAAGCUCGAGAAGUUGCGCCUGACCGACGCUGCCCUGGGAUCCACGCCAGGCCGAGACAAGGAGGAAGCCGAGGACGACGCAGAAGCCGCGCCGGAGUCCCCGCGCUGGCCACAGCAGGCCUUCAGCCGUCUCGAGGGCACGGCGGAGAAGACCUGUGCCAGGAACAUGGACGUUAUCAAGAUGAUCCAUGUGAAGGGCCAGGCAGCGAAGCGGCUCCAGGAGAUUGGGAAGAUCCACGCCAUGGGCAAGAGCAAGUAUUCUUGGCCAAAGGGCGAGAGACAUCCUCCUGAUCGAGGUAUGACGGAUGUGGAGGCGAUGUUUCUCAGCUCCGUGGAGAUGCAAACGGAUGCACUGCAUGGCGCACCACCGCCGGAACAGGCCUUGCUGCCGGGGGUCCGCCUGCAGCGUGAAGCCUUGCACGGGGCGGCACCGCCGGAAGACCAGGAGCCGGCGGGUGCAGACGCCGACGAGCCAGGCAUUGAACAACUUGAUUCGUUUGCGUUGAAAUCGGCCUUGCCAGCAGCCCCUCAGCGGCGAACUCGCGUGCCAAGGUUGACCACGCCGAGCGGUGCGAGCGGAGUCGCGGGGCGGACCGAGCGAGUCUCGUGGGCUCAAGCGAUCGCCCGCCAGGUCCUUCGCAGCCCUUCACCUGCCGCCCGGUCCCGGACUCGCUACGCAUCGCCGCGCUGCUCCAUGUUCCUUGCCAGCGAAGCUCCGCAGAUCUGGACGCAGCUCUCCGACAUCUCGGACACCCGAAAGGCCUCGACGCGAGUGAUUUCCUUGGGAAAAAAUCCUCCUGGCAUCUUGCUGCCGAGCAAUGAAGGAAAGCUUCAUAGAAAGCUACCGCCGGGCGAGACGCCGGGCUUCCGGAGCCACUCCGCCGCGCGUCUGGACUCGUGCAGGCGGCCGCAUCAAGCCGAGCGGUGUCGUGAGAAUGCAGAGCAUCGGAUGAUGCCUCCGGAGCGCAAGGACUUUUUCGACUUUCGAUUUGUGAUGUCAUGCGAUGAAGCCCCAUGCAUUCAGGAGGUCACGUUGCAAGAGACGCCACAAGUCAUCGGGGACGUCGUUCUGCUGUCGCAGCUGGAGGACUUGCCGGAAGACGAGCCUGUCGUGCAUCAGGAGGACAAGCAGAGCAAACCCAGGGACGGUGCACCUCUGCCUGACGAGAAGCCGUCGAUCACGGAGCUGCUUCGAGGCUGUGCACGGAGCAUCAUUCGCUCGCCUGGCUUCGAGCCUAUUGUGAUGUUCGUCAUCGUUCUCUCCUCGAUUUCGCUGGCCUUUGAGAGCCCCUUCUCGGAUCCGAACUCGGAGGUGGCCUUCCUGCAGAUGGUCAUCGAUCGGUUGGCGGUGAGUGUCAUGCUCCUUGAGAUGUUCGUUCGGAUGAUGGUUAUGGGUCUGUGGAAGCACCCGAGUGAAUGUGGGCCCGGAGAGUUGCCCGGCUUUUUCCGUGUGCCCUGGCACGUUCUGGACUUUGUGAUUUGCCUUGGUGGGUUGACUUACUUGAUGGCAGAAUUCUUCACCACGAACUUGGCAGAACUGAAGUCUGUCCGCGCGCUCAAAAUGGUGUCGAUGCUGCGGCCGCUUCGAUUGAUUGGAAAGACCAGCUCCGUCCGGUUGAUCAUCGAGUCGCUGCUUGCAGCCAUUCCGACGCUCAUCAACAUGACAAUGGUGAGCGCUCUCUUCUACCUCGGGUUCGGUCUGCUCUUCGUGGGCUUCUUCAAGGGUGCUCUGUAUCACUGUUCGCUUGAUCCGCAAGGAGAUCUCAUGCCAGAGAUCGUGACACAAAAAGACUGCUUGAAAGCAGGCGGAGAAUGGGUCAACAGCGUGUCCCAUUUUGAUGCGGUGACAUAUUCCUUGGUCACCUUGCUGCACAUUGGUUCGGGCGAGGGCUGGAUCGAUGUGACACUGAACAUCAUAGGGGCACAAGGUGUGGCUUUGCAGCCGAGGCCGAAGACCAGGGUGGAGCAGGCGAUCCCUGUGGUGAUUUUCAUGGCUUUGACGAACUUCUUCCUGUUGAAUCUGCUGACCGGAAUUUUGGUGGACUCGUACACCAGUACGAAAGCGGAAUUCUCGGGUCAGAGCAACAACACCUCAGAGGAGAGGUUGAUCAAGAAGCUGCAGAGGGAAGUCCUCCUCAAUCCGGAAGUCCUUCUCCCGCCGCCGCGAAUCGAUGUCCGAGGCAAGUGCUGCCUUGCAACGCGAAAGCGGCUGAAAUGGUUCAUCGAGCACCGGAUCUCGCGAAGCAUCAUAUUCGUGGGCAUCCUGAGCAAUGCAAUCGUGCUGGGCAUCUCUCCGGUCAUUUUCCCCGAGCUGCUGGAGUUCCGGAGGAUCGUGAGUGGACUCUUGUUGGGGCUCUUCGCACUCGAGCUUGCGAUCAAGAUCUUCGUGUACAGCCGGGACUUUUUCAAGGACAAGUGGCAUGCUUACGACAGCUUUGCCAUCACCGGGUCCUUGAUCGGUGCAUUGGUCAAUGCCCUCGUCGCCGAAAAGGGGGUCAUGACGCAAAUCCUGGGCGGCUUCCAAAUCCUGCGCAUACUCAUGCUGGUUCGCUACGCCUGGUUCAUGGACAGCAUCACCAGUACGAUCUGGGUGGCUUUGCCUGGCCUCUUCCAGGUCUCUGCGCUCCUGACGCUGCUCAUGUUCAUGUAUGCGUGCCUGGGCGUGUCGCUCUUCGGUACUAUUAUGAGCACAGACGAGGCUGCGCAAUCGGCCAUCGACGGCAGCUACCCCUUGUCCGAUUCCAACUUCUACAGCUUCAACAAUGCUCUUCUGCUGAUGAUCCGAUGUGCGACAGGGGAGAGGUGGCACGACAUCAUGUAUGACCUGGCCGAAGACAAGCCGAACUGCACCACGACGGCGCAGACUUACGAGGAUCUACAACAGAACGGGCCUCGUGGAUGCGGCAGCAUGUUCGCGUAUCCGUAUUUCGUAAGCUACGUCCUGAUCGUCCUCUUCAACAUGAUGAACUUGAUCAUUGCGACGGUGCUGGAUGCGUACGGGCAGGUGCACGAGCUCAUUGAACUCGAGGACUUCAUGGUUUGCCUGCGUGCACUGCGGGACUCCUGGGUCGACAUCGACAGGAACUUCCUGGGGUACCUCCACGUGGCGGAGGUUGAGAACAUCCUGCUCAGCAUCCCUCAGCCAGUGGGCUUCAUCGGCCUCAAGAAGCGACAGCUGCUCCGAUCCCUGAUGAACCUCCAAGUGCACGAGGGAAGCAUGCUGGCCUAUCGGGAUGUCGUGAAGUUGGUGGCGCAGCGCUCGGUGCUGUUCCUCAGCGGGGAGCUGCUGCUCCAUCCUCAAGAGGCGGAACUCGAUGAGCAGGCUCUUCGCACUUGGAACGCCGCCUUUCCGGAGCUGCCCCCGGAGCCGCCCUCGGACGCCAUCCUCAUCGCGCACAUCGUCAUCGCCAGGCGAACAGCGAUUUACAUCCGCAAGAAGCGAUGGGAGUGGAAGCAACGCAGUCGCUCGGGACAGGGUGCAAUGCGGAACCUCAAGAAGGCUGCAGCCAACAGAGGUCCGACUGAUGUGGCCCGGGUUCGCUCACCACGGAGCUCACCACGUGGCUCGCCGCGGGGAUCACCACGGAGUGGCUCCCCCCGCAGCGGCUCGCCACGCAGCGGCUCGCCGCGGAGCGGCUCGCCGGCAUCGGAAGGCAAGGACGAGGCUUGGGAGGAGGCUAUGUACAAUGUGGACGUCGACAUAGACACUGCCCUUGCGGGCGUUUGGGAGCAAAGCGAUGAUCCCGGUCCGCCAACUUCCAUUUUCGUGAGCCAGUUGGCGCCAGAGGAGACGACUUCGGCGCAGCGCUCGCGGAAGCUGCCCCAGCUCUCCCCUCUGAGAUGGCCUCCGCAGGAGCUGGAGAAGUACCAGCCCGAGGAAGAGCCCGUCUUCACGAAUGCGGAGAGCUCUAUGUGGGCCAAAGUGGCUGAUCUUGCGCAGGGGAAGGACUCCAAGCCUGGGUGGAAGGAGUGA
Symbiodinium sp. CCMP2592 is the source of this 6528-nucleotide messenger RNA. NCBI's taxonomy places the organism in Eukaryota, Dinophyceae, Suessiales, Symbiodiniaceae. The record is from the annotation of a GenBank genome assembly.